AACUGUGCACCAUUAAAACCACACGUGUGCGUCCGCUGGAAUCGUGAGUCCAACAGACAACUUUGUAAAGUUACUGUCGAGAAGGAACGAGCAUUACGUGGGCACGAUAAGAAAUCAGCAUUUUUUCAGCUCGAAAAUGCCAUCGUACGUGCUCAAUCCUCUUCUCGAUGAAGUCUUUUUUGAAGACGUUUUGUGCAAGAAGUUUCUCAGCCUCGAUCUUCGGGAGCCCCCAAAGUCCCUCCUGUCCGUGAUGCCCAUAGGGUACAAGAAGGUGGAGACCCCUUGCCCUCUCAGCCUGGGAGGAACCAGUCUCACAGACUCCAGAGACAACGCACCCAUGACCUCCAGCCACUGGGGGCAGCACUUUGAGCAGUCCUGCCCACCCCUGUCACGGUGGAACAAAAUGUCUUUCUGGGCUGAGCGCUCGGUCAGCAUGGUGGAGGCCGGCAGCGGCGACCUUCGCUGGCCGUCCGGGGAAGACGGCAGCCCCAGCAGCCACUGCAAGCAGCCCUCCGCCCUGUCCCCCACAAUCUCCGGAUCAGGCUCUUCUUCCUCCUCCUCCUCCUCGUCUCGGUACAAGACCGAGCUGUGCCGCACCUUCGCGGAAAGCGGCAUCUGCAAGUACGGCGGGAAGUGCCAGUUCGCCCACGGGGCCGAGGAGCUCCGCGACCUCAGCCGCCACCCCAAGUACAAGACGGAGCCGUGCCGCACCUUCCACACCAUCGGGUACUGCCCCUACGGCAUCCGCUGCCACUUUGUGCACAACAACGAGGACGACCUGGGCCCCGCCUCCCGGGGCCCGCCCCCCACCUGCGCCGCCGCCGCCCGCCGGCCCCCGCUGCUGCGGCAGAGCUUCAGCUUCGCCGGGUUCCCCUCCGGGCCGCCGCCCCCGGAGCCCUCCCCGCUCCACCCCUUCCUCCGCGCGCCCUCCGCCUCGCCCCCGGCCUCGGCCGACGUCCCCGAGCUGCUCUCCCCGGCCGACCCCCUCUCGGCCGCCUUCGACCCGUCCCCGCGCUUCCAGGCCUCCCGCGAGCCGGCCCGCCCCUUCUGCUGCCACGCCCUGCCACGCCCCGAGGGAGAAGGGUGCCGGCGGCAGCAACAGCAGCAGAGCAUGCUGGGAAGCUUUGCGCUGGGCUCCCGGAGCCUCUCCUACACCUCCCUCUCCGAUCACGAGGGUGGGUCUGGGAGCUCGUCCAGCAGCCUCAGCGGCUCGGAGACCUCGGUCUUCGACGGCGCCAGCCGGCGGCUGCCCAUCUUCAGCCAGCUGUCGGUGCCCGACGACGGCCUCGGCAAUGGCGGCUCCGCCUUCUUCAUCUAACUCCGCCCUGUAGUUGCACGCGGGAAGAGCUAGCUUCGUGCAGAUUAAACACGUUUGUACAUUUUUGUGAAGCCUUGAUUGUAUACCGUUGUAUACCUACUGUAACGUACGGGCCGUUGCUAGGCGCCCAGGUAAGCUCUCCAGCUGAAUGCUUGUAAGCGUUUUUACACACAGUUGAGUAAAAGAGGGAGUUCAAUGCUGUUAAAACAACGGGUGGGGGGGCGGGGGGGGGGUUGUCAGACACCUUGUUUUGCUAACCCCCCCUUCCAGGAAUAUAAUUCAGAGAUGGGAUUUAAUCACAGUGUGAUUGACACGUUCCUGUUUAAAGAAUGGGCUGCUGCAGAAGGAUCCUUAUUUGUUCUCUCAGACCUGUAAGCAGCAGGUAGAAUCAAACAAAAAAGAGGGAAAAUUUUGAGGUUAAGAAAUCUUGAUCUAAAAAGCCAAAGAAGAGGUUAAAAAAAACUAAAAAAAAAAAAACGAAUAUUUCUGUCAUGGUUCUCAGUCUGUACAUGGGGCUCACACAUUUUACAUGAACAUUUCCAGGGUUUUGAUAAAGUUUUAGAGGUGUGGUUUUUUUUUUUUUUUUUUUUUUUUUACCCAAAAAGUGUGUUCACCCAGACUGGUUGUCUUGUGUGUGCAUUUGUUCAGACCCUAGAAUCAUAAGACGAGCUGCUUGGCAGAUGUUCAGUUUUUUGUUAAAUGGCUAAAUAACACUGUCAAAGUUUUAUAUAGAAGUUGAGCUCAACUUUUUUUCCCCCCACUUCAGGGUAAGAAUGCUUCUCAGUUCCUUAGCUUGUUCCAAGAUGUCUUCACUUUCCAGAUUUUGAAUAAGUAAUGCAUUCUUUGCUUACUGACUAAGCAUCUAGCUUUUGUCUUGUAUUAAAUCAACUAGUCACUUGGAAAUUAAUUGCACAUAAUUUUUUUUUUUUUUUUUUUUUUUUUUUAAAGGUGCAUCACGUGGAUUUUUUUUUUUUUGAUCCCUGCAUUGCUUUUAAAAUCUGGCUUGCCUUUUUACUUAAUCAGGAACCAGCUGAAAAAAUAAGUGCAUACUGUGUUUUUUCAAGGUGCUGUUUAAAAAAAAAAAAAAAAGAAAAAAGAGGGAAGUGGGGGUGGGGGGAGU
Anguilla anguilla (European eel) is the source of this 2438-nucleotide messenger RNA. RefSeq lists its product as uncharacterized. Gene Ontology annotation, molecular function: metal ion binding; mRNA binding. The record is from RefSeq and is a predicted model, not a curated record. Bases 137 to 1318 code for a protein of 393 amino acids. Lineage: Eukaryota; Metazoa; Chordata; Actinopteri; Anguilliformes; Anguillidae. The transcript has 2 exons.